This is a messenger RNA of Diachasmimorpha longicaudata, 3684 nucleotides long. RefSeq names its product facilitated trehalose transporter Tret1-like. The coding region runs from base 1032 to 2486 and encodes 484 amino acids. Gene Ontology annotation, cellular component: membrane. Gene Ontology annotation, biological process: transmembrane transport. Lineage: Eukaryota; Metazoa; Arthropoda; Insecta; Hymenoptera; Braconidae. The record is from RefSeq and is a predicted model, not a curated record. The transcript has 5 exons. Gene Ontology annotation, molecular function: transmembrane transporter activity.
CACAGUACUGUGGUCACUGUGAAGAUACUGGUGAAUGGGUUGUUAAAUUGUGGAGGUCAUGCUAUCAUCACUAUGUUACCAUCAUUGAAACUCUGAUGCGGUGUUUCCGGUGAUGAUAAAUCGACGGGCCAAAUGGUCUUUAAAUUAUUCGAUGGUGAGGGAGGGGAGACGAGAUCGAGUCCUUCAGUUUUUGAAAGUCUUGACGCGGUGGCGAGUGUGAUAGUUGGUCCCUUCCAUUGGUCGAUCAUUGAUUGUAAUCGUCGAUUCGUUGACAGGAUCUGAGUUGAGUCGAUACCCAGAUACAACGCGAAGACGAAAAGUGGAUAAAAAUUAUGUAAGAUAAUUGAAUUAUAUUAAUAAAAUAUUAAUAUAAUAUUUUAUUAAUAUUUUUAUUGUGAUGUUUGUGAACUUUUAAUGACUUAUCAACCUCAAGAGGACUUUGCAAACGACCGAUUGAGAAUAUUCAAUGGUCGAGGAAAAUUCUACGAAAUUGUUACGCAAUUCUUCGGAGUGUUCCAUAAUUUUUAUCUGAAUUUUCCGUGAAAAAAUUAUGAUAACGACAUUUAAAUUUUACUAGACUUUUCCGCAAGUCAAUAAGUGAACCUGAAUUCUGCAAUUUUUGUGGAAUAUUUCCCUUCGUCUGUUUAAAUUUCAAAAAAAAUUGUGAGUAUUAUUGAGUGAAACAAAAUUGAAGUUUCAAUCGAUGAAUGCAAAAGCAGAUCGAUAGCACUGACACAACUUCUAUAUUGUCAUUAUUGCAUUUGAUUCACGAGUGCAUUGACAGAUAUCUUUGUGUGCUUGUGACUAAUGAAUACACGUAUCGACAAAUUAAACAAAUUCACCUCCACCAGAUAAACCGAUCAUCGGAAUGUGACAGCCAGCAGUGAUCGAUAUUAUUUUAAAUCGCAAAAAAAAAAUCGCAUUGUUUUACGAUGAACAUGUGCUGCCAGCAGUACAAACUCUGAACGAGGGGAUUUGAAUGUAAAUCCGCUUCGAUAUUCGAUGGAGUAAGACUCAAUCCAUAAGACAUCAUGUUAGGAUUGACGUGUGAUCGAUAUAAAUUCGAUAAAUGGCCUCAAUAUGCAGCAGCGAUAGCCAUAAAUUUGUCAGCGGUAUUCAGUGGAAUGUUGGCAGGCUGGCCAUCACCAACAAUUCCUCAACUGGUUAAACCAGAUACACCAGUGGGCACAGUACCAAUGACAGAGGAUCAAGUGUCUUGGUUAUCCUCCGUUGCUGGUGUCUCAUCAAUAUGUGUUCUUCCAUUUUACGGAUGGUUAGCAGAGCGUUUUGGACGGAAAACGACAGGAUGUUUUAUGGCUUUACCAGCAGCAGCAAGUUGGCUAUUCAUACUCUUCGCCAACAACUUCUACCACCUCCUCAUCUCUCGUUUACUAACUGGACUCGUUCACGGAAUUUGUUUUUCUCUGGUGUCAGUUUACGUGUCGGAAAUUGCUGAUGAAUCGGUCAGAGGACAGUUGGGAAGUUUUCUUGGUUUUGGAAUAAAUUUGGGAAUUUUUAUCACAUUCAUAUGUGGAGCAACAAUGUCUUAUCAUUCGGUUGCAAUAUGCGGAAUAAUUGUGCCGUUGAUUUUCUUCGGGGCAUUCCUGGUGAUGCCCGAAACACCGAUUUAUCUGAUGAGGAAGGGAAAUGUGGAGAAAGCUACGAGGUCUCUAAUGUGGCUGAGGAACAACGACAAAGUGGCUGUGGAUCGUGAACUGCUGCAGCUUGAGAAGAAUCUGAUGGAAAUUGAUUCGAAGAAAUCCAGUCGCCUGAAUGAUCUAAUUAGUGACCGAGGGACAAUCAAGGGAUUCAUCAUUUCCCUGGGGCUCUUCGGUGGACAACAAACUUCUGGAUGUUCAAUUGUGAUUGUGUACACAGCGACGAUAUUUGAAGUGGCCAAGAGCUCAUUGGCCCCCAAUUCAGCAGCAAUAAUAGUUGCAUUGGUUCAAAUUAUCGGAUCAUCAGUGGCUCCAUUGAUAAUAGAUCGUAUUGGAAGAAGAGCUCUCAUUCUGCUGUCGUGCGCUGGCAUGACCAUUUGUCAUCUUAUGUUUUUUAUAUUUUUCACGUUGGACCGACAUAACUACGAUGUCUCGCCAUUCUCGUGGCUUCCACUUGUUGCACUGUCGAUUUAUUCAAUUGCUUAUUGCAUGGGACUUGGUCCAGCUGCAUAUGUCGUUUCAACGGAAGUCUUGAAGCCAGAUAUUGCUAGUCACGGAGUCUCUAUUUCAUUAAUUUUUGCCCUACUCUUGAGCUUUGUCACGACAAAAUUCUUUCCAUUUGUAUCCAUUAAAUUCGGUGAGGAUUAUUCCUUUUUUAUUCUCGCUUUAUUCUGCAUUGCUACAUUUUUGUUCACAUUUUUUCUCGUUCCGGAGACCAAGGGACGAUCGAUGGUCUCAAUAUUCGAGGAAUUGAACGGAAAAAAAUGUGAUAAAAAGACCGCUAAUGACGAGGAAAAUUUUGAUAAAAAUUCUUCAAUCCAGACAUAGCUAUGACAUUAUAAUUUUGAAAAUAAUUUUGAUCUCAUUACUGACAGCUUCAUGACAUUUCACACGAGACCAAAACGUGACCCACAAUUAUAAAAGUUCUCUUCGUCUACACAAAAAUCGGUGAAAAAUGGAAUAAUUUCCCCGAAGAAUCUACCAAAUAUAGAAAUCACAGUGAAGACGCUCCGACAAUUUCCAAGAUUUCCAGAUAACCCGAAUAAAUGUUUAUGUAUCCAAACUUCUCCAGUUUGCCAUUUCCCUCCCUCUACAUCCUCCAUCCCACCCUCAGGAGAGAGGUGGCAUUAUCCGAAACCCAAGUCUCAGUAUUAUUCUAUAAUCUAUUCCGCGGGAUGACAGUGUUCGCGAUAGCAGUUAGGGGUUGGUUGCAUGCCAGGUUGGUCUCAGUCGGUUCGCACGCCACCACUGGCAUCGAAUCCAUUUCUAACCCAUCCGAUAGACCAGACCAUAUCUCUCUAAUUCUGUUCGGCUCUCCCCCUCAAUUGUAGUGGUGCUCGAGGUUGAGACUCUAGUGCACCCCACCCACACUGUUAGGAGGGUCUGAGGCACGUGUAGAUAGAGAUAGGGCGUGCUAUUCGUUGUUACCGCUUAUUUACCAUGUAAUGCGAAUAGUAUCAGUGGUAUGGCAUACUGGAGUAUCCGUGGAUUAGUCGAGUAAUGGGGUGGUAUGAGGGGUGAGGAGGAGAGGGAGGGCACUUGUUACCGAGUAGAUAAAACUGGGCUUGAGUUACAAAAAUAUAAACGCAAAGAUAAGCAACAAUAGCUGUGAAAUAUGAUAGUGAAUUUUAUUUUAAUGGGAGGGUUUGUAUAUGGAAUAUCGAGGGGUUGUCUUGACGUGACAGUCAUGAAGAUGAAAAUUAUAGUGUCACGAUGUGAUGUUAAUGUUGGAAAGACUGGGGGGGAAAAUGAAAUGAUGGGGUGGAAUAAAAUGACAUGAAUUACGCGCGAUUUCAGGGACUUUUUUUUAUGUAUCUCAGUUCCUUUGGAACAUUUUGUUUAUGUGAAAUAGAUAAUGUUGUUGUAGUAAGAAGAUUUUUUUAUGUGAAUCAAAUAAAUCGUAUUUUUGUAGAUAAAUAAUGUAUUAUUGAUUUUUAAUUGUUAUAAAAUUAAAGAAAUUCAAUGACUGUUACAUGCGGAUGAAAUAAUGAUUUGUGGAAAAUAAAUGAAUUUAUAUUGAUUGGUA